AUCAGUCUGAACUCGGUUACCGACAACGAUGAAACAUACGGCGGCGCUUGAGUGACUUACUAUUCGGCUUUAGUUGGACUCGUUGGUUGGUUCUUCUUCGCAUUUCGUUCAUUUCCUGAUCGCGUCGCGUACACCUUCGACGCGCUUUUCUCGCCAAUCAACCGACCAUCACUCCAAGCACAGGGGCGACAAUUGGUCUUACGUACUCACGAUAUUCCAUAUUUUAAUGAAGUGUUUUUUUGUGUGAAUUUCGAAAUUUUGCAUUGCAAUUGACAUUCCACAAGCGCUUUCGGUGUUUGCAGCGCCUGCAAGCCGUCGCGUUUAAGUAAAAAGAAUAAUAUUAUAUUAAUUAAUUGCAACAACAAUUUGCGUAAUUUGCAUGAAUGCCUGCGAAAGUAAAGAAAGUGAGUUAUCUGAUUGCUGAAGGGGGAACAAAUCGUAAGAAAAUAAUUACCCAAAGCAAAUGCAAUGAAUUGUGCAUAGUGACAAAGUAAACGCAGGAAGUUGGAUGCGAAUUUGUGAGUCGUUGUGCUUUUGCGUGGGUGAGCUUGAGCAGGCAGACUCCGAGCCGUCGCUAAACGGCCGCCAAGGAAAAGCAAUAUAUUUCAACCAAAGUAAUACUUCGGCGCGUUUGAGUAAUUUUUAUGAAAAAUUAUUGAAAUUGAAAUACACUAAUUAUGUUGACAGCAACAAAGCGAGACACGAAUUUUCCAAAAUCCGACGCGCUAAACAGUAAUAAUUUCUUAUAAAUAAUUGUUUUCCCCACAGCAAAUGUGCCUUAAUAGUGCUUUACAACCAACAAACGUAUGCAUAUAUGUAUGUAUUAAAUGUGUGUAUUAAAUUUUUUGACAUAACAGCGUUAAGUGAUCUGAAGAAUACCAAGAUUUUUAAAAUAAACAAAUGUAUUUCUAAAUGAUGCGUUUUUAAAACAAAUUAAUAUUUUUUAAAUGAAAUAAAACGUAGUGGCGACUUUGGUGUUUAUAUACUUGAAAAUUUCAAUAAAUAUUAAAAAUAUAAAAUAAAAUAAAUAUUACUGAUAAAUUUGUCAAAGUGGCAGCUUGCUGCUGCGAAGCUCAAAAGCAAACGUAACGGAGUUUAUAGGAAAGUGUAUUAAAUGCAUACGGAUAUUAUAAUUGGCGAUCAAUUUGUGCCAUCAACAAAUUAUUGGGUAAUGCAGUCCCCCGAAUUUGACUAUCGGCAUGAGCUGAUGGGUCGUUUGCACAAAAUCGAGCCAGAUGUUGAACUUGAAGUAUUAUCCGCGGCGCCGCAUCAUCAUCACCACCAUCACCUGCACCAUCAUCAGCAUCAUCACCAGCACUUGCAUCAGCAUCAGCAUCAAGUGUAUUCACCGCAAAGUAAUCACAGCGGCAGUAAUACGCUUGAUCAUUGGCAACAGCAGCAACAACAACAAUUACAACAACACAAUAGCAGUAGCAACAGUAGCAAUCAUGAGCAUUCCGCCUAUGUGCAGCAUUCAUCGGCAUCGGCCACAGUGGUGGUGUCAGCGUCAACCACAGUUGCCGCACUGCCACAACCAGCAGCCGCAUCCUCAACAGGUGCCGGACAAGCUGCCACCUCAUCAGCCUCUGCCAGUGAUAUACCCGCCGACACUUCAACCUCACCGCACACAUAUACGGCAUAUGAUAACAGCGCAGCGGUGGCAUAUGAAAUAGCGAGCGCCUAUGGUGCAACUAAUGCUGCGGCGUCGGUGGUGGCGGUAGCCGAUAAAGAAUAUUUAUUCGAUACCAAAAAUAAAGAGGCUCUCUGCAACCCCUACGCUGACCUCGAUGAUCCCUACCAGCGUCCGGCACUGUGGGAGGACAUCGCCAGCUCAAUACAAAAUAUCGACCCCGAGAAUGCGCUCAUGUUAGGCAACAACAGCUCAAAUUCAACGGUGGCAGCGGUGACUGGAAGCAGCACAUCACACUUAGCGCUUAUUGGCAGUGGCACUAGUAUAGAGGGCGGCAACAACUUGUUGCCGCAAGUGAAAAUGGAGGCGAUCGAUGAUACGCUGUUGGAGACACUGUCCACACCAUUGCUCAGUCCCAUGGAGAUCAAGACGGAGAAACCGACAUUACAACAACACACACACCUGCACGCACAACAGCAACAACAACAGCAACACUAUGCGCAUUAUCAACUGCCACCACAGCAUCAGUCAUCACACCAUACGCAUCACGCACAGCAGCAACAACAACAGCAACACCUCUACCAACAUCAUCCGAGUUUAGGUGGAACGGAUCUCGCUGCCACAAACGGGGAUGAUACUAUGACGCUCAUGCAACUGCAUCAGCAACACCAGCAGCACCAGCACCAACAGCAACAUCAUAACCAGCAACAGCAACAUAUCAGCGCCUCAUUGAACAACAGUAAUAGCAAUAGUCCUAAUCAACCAAAUCGUUGCAGCAGCACCGCCAGCAGUCACAAUGCCGAGCUAAGCAGCAGCAAUGCGAGCGCAGGUGGCGGUAGCGGCGGCAACAAUAGCGCCUUAAAUGGCAGUGAUAAUAAUAGUAGCAAUAUUUCCUAUCAACAAUAUGCAUCUCAACCACAUUUAAGUAGCAAUAGCAAUUAUCUCAAUGGCAGCGGUGGCAUCAAUGGUGGCGGCGGUGGUGUUGGCGGUUGUCAAAGCGCGCUCGUGGCCUCCUCGUCGGCGAAUGUGACGAUCAGCACGUCCGUAACGCUGACCAACCUAACGGCGGCAUCAACGCUGGACGGCAAUGCGAGCAAUAAUAACAAUAAUAAUGCAACUAUGAACAACAACUUGAAUGCCAGCUACGGCUACAGUUGGCACAACAAUCAGUCGUACCACCCCAAAUACCAAAUACCGCCACCACCGCUAACGAACUCGGCGCUGCACCAGCAAUCACAGCAAUCGCAGCAACAACAACAACAACACCACCAGCCAAACCAAUCAAAUCCGCAACUGUGCCCACCUGCUGCACCAACCGGCGGCAACUCAAUGUCAACGCGACACAUAUUUGUGCCGCCAUUGACGCCACCUAGCUCAGAUCCCGGAAGUCCGGGUAGUUCAAUGGUAGCGGCAGCAGCAGCAGCAGCAGCAGCGGCGGCGGCAGCUGCGGCCACUGGUGGCAAUGCACAACAACAACAACAACAACAACAUACAGCACGUCGCACGACACCACCGCCUCCUUACCAACAGCAGCAACAACAACUGCUACAACAACAGCAGCAACACCUUCACCAUCAGCAGGGUCGUCCACUUUCAAGUAUUUGCCCGAACAUUUUGACACUACACCCGAGUACAAAUGGCACAACGUCAGCAAUGACACCACUACACUCCAGCAACGCCUCCUCCAACGGCGGUGCCAUGCACCACCUAAGUCCCGGUCGCACGUUGACCACACUCGGCGUGAACGGUGUUGGCACUGGCAUCGAUAUGGGCAGCGGCCUGCAUGGUAUUGGUGGCAAUGGUGGCGCUGGUGUUGGUGGCCUGGGUGGCAGUCGUGGACGGGGGCGUGCCGGUGGCGCAGGCGGGCCGGCGCACUUGUCCAACUUGAUUGUGCCGACGAUACGCACGAUACGCUACAAUCGGCGCAACAACCCGGAGCUGGAGAAGCGGCGCAUACAUCAUUGUGAUUUUGAGGGCUGUACCAAGGUCUAUACGAAGAGCUCACACCUGAAGGCGCACCAACGUAUACAUACCGGUGAGAAGCCCUAUACCUGCCAAUGGCCUGAGUGUGAAUGGCGUUUUGCGCGCUCGGACGAACUGACGCGUCACUAUCGCAAACACACCGGCGCCAAACCGUUCAAAUGCGUUGUCUGCGAGCGCAGUUUUGCGCGUUCCGAUCAUCUGGCAUUGCACAUGAAACGACAUUUGCCCAAAAAUAAGUAGAAGCCCGAGUGAAGGUAAAAGGGAGAACUUUGCAAAGCAAGCGGUAGCGAAGAGACAAAAGCGCGCAAUUAAUAAAAAAAUAUAUAAAUAAAUUAAUAGCUUCACAGCAAGCAACUAUUAGCAUAUAAGUUAUGGUGAGAAUAUAAGCGAGCUGGCUAAGAGUUAAGCAAAAAUGUGGGCGAACACAAAACAAAUCCAAAGGACUUUAGUUAAUACGACUAUUGCAACAAAAUGCAUAAAAUUAAAAAUUAAAAUAAAAUUAAUUAAAUAAUUAAUUUAAUUGACAAGUUCAAACAACUUAAACCAACACCGCCGCCAAUGCCUCAAUUGAACCUUAAUUAUUAAAAAAUAAAAUCAAUUUUUUUUUUUUAAAUAAACAAAUAAAUUCUAAACAAACGCAAGCCUUAUAAGUUAUAUGUUGUUCAUACAUAGAGAAUCGUGUAAUUAUGUUAGACCUAUGGAACCAGAGUAUUUGCAUACUUUAUAUAUAUAUACAUGUAAAUAUGUAUGUAAGUAAAAAUAUUGCAAAAAACGAUAAUUUUUAAAUUUAUUUAGUAAAAUUCAAAUUGUUAGACAUGUAAGUAUGUCUGUGUACCUACGGAACCAGUGAGUAAUUGUUAUUUGUUUUUGUACGAGUUUUUAGGUUAACCAGUUCUCCCGCAACGUGUAUUACUUUUGCCAUAAUAUAAAACAUACUUACAUUUUAAAUGCAUACUUCACCUUUUGUUUCCUUAAACUAGUUUUUAAUCAGCACUUUUGCGAUAGUUACUAAACAAAUGGAAGAUCUGUGAACUAGCGAGCACAAAAAGUCCUUAAAGUAUCCUUAAUAAUACAUUAUAAUAUGUUGUACUUAACAAAACGUAACUUAAGCUAAAUAAAAGUACUUUGCUUUGCUUUUAAACAAUUUUUAGCAAAUAAAGCAUAACUUCAAAGGUGGUUACCAACAGUUGUGAGAAUACCUUUUAUCUGACCAUCUGCUUCAAAAUCCUAUCAACUAAGCUGAAAUACUAAAAUACUUGUGUAUACGUUCCACUACUUAGUUUAUAACGGUAAACAUGAAAGUAAUUAAGUCUACAAAACUUAUGUCUGUACUUAAAACCAUAAAUUUAAAUUUAAUAUAUAAAUAAUUUGUAAGAGAGUGCGCUGUACUUCUUCUCUAGCUGUAAGUUACAACAAUUUAUAAUAACACUCAUGUAAAUCAUUGUUCAUGACAAUUAAUGUACAAGCAUAUUUGCAUAUGUUUUACAAAAGUAUGAACCGGAAAGUAUUGUACGCGCUUGCGAACUCUAAAAGCAUAUGUAAAUAUAUGCUGUAUGUACAUAUAUAGAUGAGUACGUAUAUAUGCUGAAAUGCCAUCAGUUGACGACUUCAACGCUUGCAGCGCCAUCUGCAUAACAUUGUAAGCCAUGGCUUAGGCUCUAUAUGUAAAAGAAGUUAUUGUUCAAUCCAUAUAUGUAGGCAUUAAGUACUUAAUUGUAGUUGCGCAAACAAUACUGUAAGCUGGUUGGCGCGCGUUUCAAGCGCCACAAAUUAGUAUGAAUAAACCACCAAAGUGCUGGCACAAACAUUUUUCGAAAAUAAUAAAAAAAA
Molecule: messenger RNA, 5443 nt
Organism: Bactrocera oleae (olive fruit fly)
Lineage: Eukaryota; Metazoa; Arthropoda; Insecta; Diptera; Tephritidae
Gene: dar1
Product: dendritic arbor reduction 1
Biological process (GO): regulation of transcription by RNA polymerase II
Molecular function (GO): RNA polymerase II cis-regulatory region sequence-specific DNA binding; DNA-binding transcription factor activity, RNA polymerase II-specific
Source: RefSeq, a predicted model, not a curated record